Messenger RNA from Arvicola amphibius (Eurasian water vole), 3081 nucleotides. RefSeq names its product thymocyte selection associated (gene Themis). The record is from RefSeq and is a predicted model, not a curated record. The transcript has 6 exons. Bases 230 to 2125 code for a protein of 631 amino acids. Gene Ontology annotation, biological process: T cell receptor signaling pathway. NCBI's taxonomy places the organism in Eukaryota, Metazoa, Chordata, Mammalia, Rodentia, Cricetidae.
UUGGCUGCAGUGUGACAUCCUCUCUGCCCCAGGUAGAAAGUGUGAAGAGCAACCACUGCGGACAAGUACCUGUCCACCUAGGGCUGUUCUGCCUUGGUUUGGCUCCCCUUUGACAUUCUGCCUGCUAGAGGGAGGAAUUAUGAGCAAAGAAAGCGACUGCAGACAAUUGACAUCCAGAAGCCACAAGUUUCUGUAAAAAUCAGAUCUGCACACCAACCAAGAAAGAGCCAUGGCGGUAUCGCUGGAGGAAUUUGUUCGCUCCCUUGAUCUAAGGACCCUUCCCAGGGUCUUAGAAAUCCAGUCAGGCAUCUACUUUGAAGGGUCUAUUUAUGAAAUGUUCGGCAAUGAAUGCUGUUUGUCAACAGGGGAAGUGAUUAAAAUCACAGGCCUCAAAAUUAAGAAGAUAAUGGCUGAAAUUUGCGAGGAUAAUUCUAGAGAUUCCGAGUCUUGGAAGCCCUUUGAACUGCCCAUGAAUUUUCCAGGUCUAUUUAAGGUCAUGGCUGAUAAAACUCCAUACCUUACAGUGGAAGAAAUCACAAGAACCAUUCAGAUUGGACCUAGUAGACUAGGACAUCCUUGCUUUUAUCACCUGAAAGAUAUAAAAGUAGAAAAUCUUACCAUAAAGCAGGGUGAGCCAAUAAGGCUCAACUCAAUUGAAGACAUUGAUGGAGAAGUACUGGUGAACUGCGGUGUGGUAAGGAACCACCAGAGUCAUUCAUUCACUUUGCCAUUGUCACAAGAAGGAGAGUUCUAUGAGUGUGAGGAUGAACAUAUUUAUACCCUAAAAGAAAUUGUUGAAUGGAAGAUUCCUAAGAACAGAACACGGACCGUGAAACUUACAAAUUUCUCAAAUAAGUGGGACUCGUCCAAUCCAUUCCCUGAAGACUUUCAUGGAACUGUGAUUCUCAAGCCUGUUUAUGAAAUCCAAGGUGUGCUGAAAUUUCAAAAGGACAUAGUCCGGCUUCUCCCCAGUUUAGAUGUUGAAGUCAAAGAUAUUACUGACUCUUCUGAUGCUAACUGGUUUCUUCAGCUACUGUCUACUGAAGAUCUUUUGGAAAUGACCAGCAAAGAGUUCCCUAUAGUAGCCGAAGUCAUCGAAGUAGUUCAAGGGAACCUGCUGCCGCAGAGUAUUCUACAGCCUGGGCAAACAAUUAUUAUCCACAAAAAGUAUCAGGCUUCGAGGAUACUAGCUUCAGAAAUUCGAAGUAAUUUUCCUAAAAGACACUUCUUGAUUCCUAGUAGCUACAAAGGCAAGUUCAAAAGGAGACCUCGGGAGUUCCCAACGGCCUAUGACCUGCAGAUAUCUAAGACUGAGAAGGAAACUCUCCAUGUGGUAGCUACCAAAGCCUUCCAUACACUUCACAAGGAACUGUCCUCUGUGUCUGUUGGGGACCAGUUUCUAGUACAUCACUCAGAGACCACAGAAGUUGUCUUUGAGGGAAGAAGAAAAGUGAACGUUCUGGCCUGUGAAAAAAUCCUCAGUAAGUCCUACGAGGCAGCCCGGCUUCCUCUGUACAUGGAAGGAGGUUUUGUAGAGGUGAUUCAUGAUAAGAAACAGUACCAGAUUUCAGAGCUCUGUACACAGUUCCGCUGGCCCUUCAAUGUAAAAGUGUCUGUGAGAGAUCUCUUCAUGAAGGAUGACAUUUUGGCCGCUACCCCAGGACUGCAGUUGGAGGAGGAUAUCACAGACUCUUACCUACUUGUUAGUGACUUUGCCAACCCCGGAGAAUGUUGGGAAAUUCCCAUGGGCCGACUGAAUAUGACUGUUCAGUUAGUUAGUAGUAGUAAUUUGUCUAUGGAUACAGCACCAAUUCAAGUUAGGACUCUGGUAGAAGAGAUCACAGAAGAACAAUAUUACAUGAUGAGGAGGUACGAAAGUUCUCCCUUACAUCCCCCGCCUCGCCCUCCCAAGAACCCCUCAGCAGAGGAGAUGAAGUUAACCUUGCUCAGCUUAGCAGAAGAAAGAAGAAUAGAUCUGCCCAAGUCUCCCAAGAGUCACCAUGCAGACAAAGUCAAGAAACUUCACCCAGCUCAAGGUGGCCUGGAUUCAAGAAUACCAGUGGGUUUUCAAAAUGAUCUGGUUGAUAUGGAAAGGCAGAAGAACAAACAUGGGCCAUUGGAGUAGCAAACAACAAGGUGAUUGAAGGUUGAAUAUCACAGUCAACGAAGACUGCAUCUAGAAUCCCAACUAUAGAUCACAGAUAACUUCAGUCCCUCUCCAGCUGUGGCUAGCUGAGCUGGCUACAAGUUUACUAUUUCCUCAGUUUCCUGCCUUACGUUUUCCUAAAACAGAUGUGUUAUGAUGGGGAAAAAUGCAUGAAAACUGUGGCUUUCAAUUCCAAGCACAUUAUAAAUCUACAGUAUUAUUUUCAGUCUCAUAAAUAUCUACUUUAUUUCUGAAUAAUUUACAUGGUUUCCUAUUAUUUUACUCUUUGGCUCUUUUUGCUUUGACCCCUCUCCAUUAUUUCUCAAAAAGAAAUAUGUAUGCAGGAAAUCUAUAAACAGUCUUUGCAAGCAGCCUCCUGAUGGAUUCCUCUUACCCUUUUCUUCACGUAUAGAACUCUUCAAAACUGAAAAACAUCAAAAGGAAAAAGAUGCAAUGGAGACCACUUGGACAGUGAACAUAAAUGUUGCAAUGGAAAAGGAAGUCUAGUCUUCUAGGUGAAAAACAACUAUCCCCCAGUGGCCUCCAGAAGAAUCUGGAAAAAGACAAAAACAAACAUAAAAGGUUUUGAUCAUAAAACUCAAAGAUAGGCCCAUGAUGUGAAAUUUAAAUUGUCUAUUCUGUUUGCUGAAAUACACAAGUGCUGUUUCUGUGAUGUUUAGGACAUAUUUGUUUAAUGUGCAUAUGUUUUGUCUCUUACUAUCAACAUUUAGCAAUCUGAAAUAAAUUUAUACUUCAAUUAUUGAAUAAAAUCCCAUUUUAAAAGUCUAAACUCUCACUGAGUUUCACCCUUUUUCUGGCAGUUUUCUUCCCAUUUUUCUAGUGUUAUCAUCAUUUCCACUAAGACUCAAGAAAAAUUAAUUACAUCUGAGAGUAACUUAAAAUGUCCAAGUUUCUUCUCUGGUUCCCUGGGAACU